AUGAAAGCAGAUCAAACCAAGAAGACCCAGGGAAAUCCAAGAGGCAAAGGCACAUACAAUACCGCUUGUGACGUCUGCGCCCGCAAGAAAACCAAGUGUGAUGGCAACAAACCCGUCUGCCAGCCAUGUCGUCUUCAAGGGCGCGUAUCCGAGUGCGCAUGGACGAAGAACCCUGUGAGGAAGCCGCGCACCGAACAGCACUUCGAGGCCAUGUACAAGCGUACCGAGAACCUCCGCAAGCUUGUCCUCGAAUACCGUAGAUAUACCGACUACCUAGAGUCGCUCAUGGAUCAAUGCCAUGGCGAUCAACACCCCCAUCGCAGCACCGACUUCCGCUCUUCCCGUCCAGUCGACAUCGAUAACGUCGUAGGCUCCGAGCCCGACUCCCUGGACGAUGAUUUCGACAUCCCAAUAGGCAACGAGAACGAUGGGCAUUCCGAGUUUACGAAUGACCCGACGAAGGAGAUCUGUUUGCCCACUCAGAGCUUGAAGAUCGAGGAAGGAGGCCAGGUUAUCCACCAUUAUGGCAACCCCUCCCCUUUCCGAUUCAACCCGAGCGAGCGAACAACACUACCCUCUCGAUUCCCUGCCCUCGCCGAGAAUCCCGACGCGACCUAUGUGCUUCUCGUCGAUGGCGCCAGCGACGCCCAUUACAAUCCCGACUUCGACUGGUCGCGGCACCUUCCAUCCGCCGUUCCACUCGACCGCCAGUCGCACGACAGGGCGCUGGACUUGUUAUUCAAGUUCUUCACCUCGUGGUGCCACCGUAUUGUCCCACAGCUCUUCCUGAGGGACAUGUACCGCGCGCUCAGUGCUCCUCGUGGAGAGCCCUCCCCCAAGACGCCUCACUACAGCCCAAUGCUCCACAACGCUCUCGUCGCCCUCGCCCUCGCCUUCCUCGACGAGCCCCAUUUCAGAGACCUCAAGGCCCGCCAGUACUUUGCGAACACCGCCAAGAGCUUCAUUGAGGCCGAGUGUCAGAAGCCCAACUUGAGUGUGGUCCAUGCCCUCUCAAUCCUCGCCAGCUUCCACAGCUCCCAGGGAGAUCAAACCCUGGGGUACAUGUACUUCGGUAUGAGUGCACGUAUGAGCCAGGCUUUGGGUUUAAACGUUGACUGCGCGGACUGGGUGAAACUUGGGCUGAUCGAAGAGCCUGACCGGCUCGAUCGUAACUGGACCAGUUGGACGACCUUCACCCAGGACGUAUGUUGGUCUCUCUACGUUGGACGCGACUUCUGUGUAAUGGCCCCCGACUCCGACCUCGCUAUGCCCAUUGUCGAUCCCGUCUAUGACGAGAUGCCCUGGGUUCAUCCUCCAUCUGGCAUCCCUCCACAACCCAAUUAUCUUACAAAGAACUUCGAAGCGACAUGCGAGCUACUACUGAUCGCACGGCGUAUCAUGGACGUCGUCAAUGGUUUGCAUAAAGCUCGCAGUCGGCCCUUUGUUAUCGACGAGUUGAUAAGUGAUAUCGACUUGAAACUCAACACUUGGAGAGGAGCUCUUGCCCCAGAGCUUGAGAUAACAGUCAAAUCUCGGCCGACUGCCACUCCACACAAGUUGAUGCUCCAUCUGGCGUACUGGUGGCUAUUCAUUCUUCUCCACCGCCCUUUCUUCCAUCGGAAGAGCCGGCCGAUUUACAGCACUGACAGAGAAAUCGAUCAUGUGAAGCUCUGUCGUCGCGCGGCGGAGAACAUAAUGGAGCUCCUGACAACAUGGCGCCAUUUGUACACCCUUCGGUACUGUCCCAUCACCCUCAUCCAAACUGUGUUUUCCGCCGGCACGGUCUAUGUCCUCUCGGCGAUGCACGCCACCACGGGUGUCCGCGUCGCUCAGAAGGAGCUGCAGCACUCCAUGAACCAGCAGAAUGUUGUCAUGCAGUACCUGCAGGAGAUCGGCAAGUCAUGGCAAUGUGCGACCAAUAUUGCGGGUAUCCUGAAGAGCCUCAUGCACGAGCAGCUCAAACCCAUGCUCGAACGGACGAAGGCGAUUCAAGGUGGCCUCCAAGUGCCCGACAUGGAUGGCAAUGAUGAGGACAACGAAGAGCCCCGCGCUUCGCUUUCUCGCUCGUCAUCGCUUACCAAGGCCAUGAACCGCAACCGUUCUACGUUCCCCAAGGUCAACAAGCAACGCCGUCUCUCGUCUCACUCUCGGUCCCAAUCUCUGUCCAACGCACCUUCCAUCGUCUCCGGCACCCAGGUUUCUACGUCUCCGACUAUUACUAUUUCUCCAGUCCAGGAACGUAACGAUUCGUCUGCUCAUCUCCGUGCCACGUCUUCCUCGAUUCUUCCUAUCCCCUCGUCACCGUCCUUCCAUGCGGGUUCUUCCUCAGCUCUUCCUAUUCCUUCCUCUCCGUCGUCCUUGCGUGCGCUCUCUUCUUCGCCUUCCUCUACUGCUCCGAUCGCGAUCCAGAUGCCCCACAAGCCUCCUUCCAACGCCUCCUUUUCAUCCAGCCCUUCCAGUUUGGGUGUGGCGUCCAGCUUCUUGGCAGGAAGUCCCAGCCCAAGUUCAUCGCCUGUAUUCUCUCCUCCUAAUUAUCCUCCGCCUUCUCCUUCCGCCUCUUCUACGGCGUCCUUUGUACACCGCGGUUUCACAGGUUAUCCCCAGCCCUUCCAGCAUCCUGCCUCGUCAUCCCCUAUGGACGAUUCAACAUCCAUGCUUCCAAUUUUCUCUGGUAACGGCCACAGACACACUGGUUCAGGACAUCUGUUUGAAGGCCAAGGUCAACUUCUCGGCCAUGGUCUCAACCCCAGUCAAGGUUCAACAUCGCCUAGCAGUCCCUCAUUCUUAACCCUCACUCGAUCUUCCGAUCUCGCCGCAAUGAAAGCCUCGUCCGGGCCGCUUUCACCCAGCAAGGAGCUUGCCGGGUUCAUGGGUAUGCUGGGCGGGCAGACCCUCCCCCAAGCCCCCUUCUUCGGUCCAUUCAGCCUCGGAGACAGCGUUGCACCCAUGACGGCCACGCCAUUCGACAACUACUUGUCCGGCCCUGCUGGCUCGGACUUGUUUACGGGCGAAUUCUUCGGGAAUGGGUACAUUUCAGCGGUUGACGGCGGGGUGGCGAUGGUGGAUAAUAUGGACAUGUCCACGGAUGACAGCACCCUCUCCUCAUGGGAUCAGUAUCUCAACUCGCAGGAGCUGAUAUCCUAA
Cyclocybe aegerita is the source of this 3144-nucleotide messenger RNA. NCBI's taxonomy places the organism in Eukaryota, Fungi, Basidiomycota, Agaricomycetes, Agaricales, Hemipholiotaceae. The record is from the annotation of a GenBank genome assembly.